GGCGAAAAUCUAAGCGCCAAGCAAAAUGGUUCUUUCUAGGACCUUGAAGAGCUCUGGAUUCGUGACACAGUAGAAACACGAGCACGGAAGUCACAUUUCUGGUGAUGGCUCAGCAGGCGGGAGCGGGGCGCCGGUACGUUCGGGCAUUUGUGAGUGGAUUCUUCGUGGCGGUGCCAGUCACUGUCACUGUUUUGGAUCGCUUUGCCUACGUAGCGCGGGUAGAGGGGGCUUCAAUGCAGCCCUCCCUGAACCCCGAAGGGAACGUGACCGGGUCUGAUGUGGUGCUGCUGAACCGCUGGAGUGUGAGGAACUAUCAAGUACGACGAGGUGACAUUGUGUCAGUCCUAUCUCCCAAGAACCCCCAGCAGAAGAUCAUCAAGCGUGUCAUAGCCCUAGAGGGAGACUUCAUCAAGACGCUUGGAUACAAGAACCGCUAUCUCAAGGUACCGGAUGGCCACUUCUGGAUUGAGGGGGACCACCAUGGUCACAGUCUGGACAGCAACAGCUUUGGACCGGCUCUCCGGACACCCUGGAGAGCUAGGUGCAGUGUAAAGUGCUGCGUGUGGUGUAGUCACGGAGUGAGCUGUCAGGUCUUUGGUGUCCAGACAACUCAGAUGAAUGUCGUGUGGCACAUCAGGGGCUUUUUCUUUUUUCAGGUGUCUCUGGGCUUGGUCCACGGCCGCGCCUCCCACAUCAUCUGGCCACCCAAUCGUUGGCAGAGGAUCGAGCCGUCCAUACCCCCUGAGCGGAUGCCCCUGCUGAACUGGCACGCAGAUGCAACAGAGGACGAAGAGAAGGACUGAGGCCUGCUGGUGGCCAUAUCUAUCCUCUAUCUCCUGUCGUACAUUAGAGGCAACGUGAUAAAUACAGAAGAUGGUCUUUUUGCCGAAAAGGAUUCAACCCACGCUUCAGAUGUACAUCUGCAGACAGCGACCCGGGCCCCUGGAUCACCGGGCCACAAAGCUCUAGGUUCUAGUGGCCAUGCUGCAGUACGACCAUCUGCAUCAGGCAUUGCCUUUAGCCGUCAGCCAUAGACGGAAUGCUUGAAAUCUGACAGCUGCUUUACGAUCUGUGCGACAUUGCGUCCGUGCUCAAGAACCGAAGAGGUUUGAUUCUUUGUGGCUGACAUGCAAGUUCAUUCUUUCUUGUGCAUAGUAAUAAAUGAGAGGUUUUAUUAUUUCUGUCAGGUUUUCGGGUGUAGCAGGUAGAAUAUCAGAUUGAUGCAACGCUGGUGGCACUGUGUUGUAACAAGUGUAGUGUAGCUGAAGUGUAAGUGCAAUUCCAGAUGAAGUUAACACUGACUGUAAUAUUACUAUAUUUAUAUUCCCUUCUUUUCACUGUAGUGUUUUUGCAUGUGCGGUUUUUGCUAAAUUAUACCAUAGUAUUCUAUUCACUGUGAAAAACACUGCAGCAGGGAUUUUACAGGCUACUAUGGUAUUUACUGUAGUGAUUUUACAGACAUAACUGUAGUAUUUGCUGUUCUAUACUGUAGUAUUUGCCUUCAUGUUCUUAAGCAAAAAGCAGAGGAUUUUUCCUUCAGGAAACCUACUAGAUAAACAAUAAAAAGGCAAGCAUAUAUUAUGUAGGUGGUACUGUGAUCGGAAUGGUAGUUCAGUUCUUAAGCUUUUUUCCAUUUUGCAAAGAAAAUAUUUACUACUAUGUACAGAGUCCUCUACUAUUAUUGGACCCCCUUGGUAAACAUAAGCAAAAUAUAAGAUAUUUUUAUUGUUACACUUCAAAUACAAAAGAAGUCAAAUUGUUCACAGUCAUUUGUUUAAAAUCUUUCAGAAUUAGUGGCAACCCUAAAAAUGGUUAUUAACCAAAUUUAAUAGAAGUAUUUUUCCCAUUCAUAUGUUUUCUUAGGAACUCCUAAGAAAACAUCAAUAAUGUUGUCAUCAAUAAUUUCCUGUUUCACUAGGGUAUACAUGUGAGAUGACACACAUGCCAAACUUCUUAACACGGUGGAAGGUCGGAGACAAACCAUUAGGCAAUGGCAUAAGUUAGACGGUGGCAUUUAGGCCACUAACAACUAGGUGGGUUUAGCAUAAAAAGAGGGAAGGCCAUGAACACUGAUGUGUGGCAAAGGGUGUGUGAUGUUGUGGGGGUGUUUUGCUUCCAAAGGCCUGGAAAGCUGGUUAGGAUACAUGGCAAUGAUAUUCUUUCAUAGUCUCAUCUUAACCAAGACUACCAUUAUUGUGAGGGACAAUGUAGCAUUAAGUUGAUUUUAGCCAUGGGAAACAGAUAUAGGGGAAGGCAAUAGAUGGGGCAUAUGAAAAUAUAUAUUAUGUUAAUACAAUGUGUAUACUAUAGAAUGACAGUAUAUGGUCAAUGCUAGAUUAUCAAAGUAUAUGUAUAGUAUUCUACAGCAUUUGCACAUACCAUUUUUGUGUAAUUUACAACCUGCCUUAAUCUUAAAACCAAACUCAACAAGAUUGCAUUAUCAAAUACAGUGGAUAACAUUCCCUUACAGGCCCAAACAACAUCAGCAAAUUCUGUUGGACAUAUUUGAAUAAUGCUUGCAUUGUUGUCUGUUUUAAGUAGGAGGUUGUCCCACAGUUUGUGUAUGACGAUGUCAUGUGCUGAAGUUACCUUUAACAUUAUGCAGCUGUUGGGCAAACAUCAUUAAAGU
Esox lucius (northern pike) is the source of this 2629-nucleotide messenger RNA. It is a transcript of the gene immp2l, whose product is annotated as inner mitochondrial membrane peptidase subunit 2. Gene Ontology annotation, molecular function: serine-type endopeptidase activity. The transcript has 9 exons. NCBI's taxonomy places the organism in Eukaryota, Metazoa, Chordata, Actinopteri, Esociformes, Esocidae. The record is from RefSeq and is a predicted model, not a curated record. Gene Ontology annotation, cellular component: membrane; mitochondrial inner membrane peptidase complex. Bases 105 to 803 code for a protein of 232 amino acids. Gene Ontology annotation, biological process: mitochondrial respiratory chain complex assembly.